GCAGCCUCGCCAUGCAUGCAUCAUCCGCCACUCCGUUUCAGCAGCGGCCUCCAUACGACCAUAUCCCGCCACUCCACGCAGUGACGCAGACAGUACGCUCUCGCUUUCUCCCUCCGGCCGCCCAGCCUGCCCCCUUCGGCCCUUCAACUCACCCCGAUAUUGCUUCUUCGGAUCCAUCACUCGCGCGGCCAUCUCCUCAUUAUAUAUAGCAGCUUUCACUCUGCUCCAUCUGCAACCGCCACUGAUCACCUGCCUUAAAGCAGUCUAUUUUGUCUACUCGCCGAGCUCUCUCGCUCUUCUUCUAGCUACCGCAUGCGUACCACCUGCAAGCUCUGCUACUCGAUCAGCUAGGCAGCUAGGUAGCUAGCUCCGAUCCACAUAUAUAAAAAUCAGAUCGCACAGCUACUAGCGGCAACCGACAUGUCCAGCGGCCGGAGGUCGUCACGCACGCGGCGUGCGGGGAGCAGCUCGCUGUCGUCGUCGACGUCGAGGUCCAUCUCGGAGGACCAGAUCUCCGAGCUCCUGUCCAAGCUUCAGGCGCUGCUCCCGGAGUCUCAAGCUCGCAAUGGCGGCGCACAUAGGGGGUCGGCGGCGAGGGUGCUGCAGGACACGUGCAGCUACAUCAGGAGCCUGCACCAGGAGGUGGACAACCUCAGCGAGACGCUGGCCGAGCUGCUCGCCUCCGCCGAUGUCACCAGCGACCAGGCCGCCGUCAUCAGGAGCCUGCUCAUGUGACCAACGCACCCCGGCCGGAAAAGAAGAGAGAGAGAGAGAGAGAGAGAGAGAUAGAGAGGCAAGCUUCCGGUGAGAGCGCAUGCGUGCGUGCACGGCUGUUAAUUAGAUCUCAGGCGUGCUGCAUGCCUAGCUUAAUUAUCUAUACUAUACCCGUACUUUGAUUUGCAACUGCUCAUUAGCUGCCCUGCCGCUGUCUGUCUAGUAGUACUAGUACUGUGCCCAAGGAUUAUUAGUAGCUGGUGAGCUAGCUAUAUAUGCAUGCUUAGUAGCAGCCGUAGUAGUGACUAGUGAGCAAAUUCUUGUACUUUGAUGUAAGCUUGCACUGUGUGGUCAUCGUCUCUGCUCUGCUUUGUUUGCGAUCGGUGUUUGGCUGUUAAUCCAAGCUAGCUAGCUGGAUGUGUGUGAGAGGUUUUUGCAAAUAAUGGUGGGAGAUGGAUGGAUGGAUGGAUGGGCAGACAAAGCAUCAGAGGUUCAAUAUAU
Zea mays is the source of this 1215-nucleotide messenger RNA. Its product is annotated as transcription factor ILI1. The record is from RefSeq and is a predicted model, not a curated record. The transcript has 2 exons. NCBI's taxonomy places the organism in Eukaryota, Viridiplantae, Streptophyta, Magnoliopsida, Poales, Poaceae. Gene Ontology annotation, molecular function: protein dimerization activity. The coding region runs from base 421 to 735 and encodes 104 amino acids. Gene Ontology annotation, biological process: regulation of DNA-templated transcription; regulation of growth.